UAACUUUCAAUGGAAGUACCCAAAAGAAGUUUUUCCCCCCAAAAUCUUAUAUCUCCUAAAGAAAAACUCAAUUUACUUAUUUCCCAACAUUCCUAAUAAUUUAGUAUAAAGAGCAUAUUUCCCUCCUCCUCCUCUUCUCUCUCCCAAAGCCAAACACUAAUCAGUUCAUACAAUUAGUGUGUUACUGGAAACUUUAAAAGCUAAAAUAAAACGCACAUUACCCAGUCAUAUAGUCUAUCCAGAUGAUAGGUUAGCAUUUUGCUCAAUCUUGAAUUUAUUUACAAGCACGCAGCGAGGUAGCUGAUGGAAGCCAGAGGAUGCGCAGUAGCCACUGCGAGAAAGACAAAUCUUACGCCUAAAGCUAUUAUAUAUAAAAAAUUUGGUAACAGAGCAUGCUAUAAAGUAGAGGAAGUGCAGGAGUCUAUUCAAAAUGGAUGUCCAGGAUUGGCAAUCCCACAGAAGGGCCCCUCUCUUUAUCGCUGCAGCUUAGAACUUCCUGAAAUUUUUGUUGUGUCAGGCACCUUUAAAAAGAAGAAAGACGCUGAGCAGUGCGCUGCUGAGAUGGCUUUAGAAAAGCUAGGCAUCAAUCCUGCAGCUGAUAAUCCAACUGAGAAGGAACCAUGGGAUGCUUUAAUUGAACGUAUGACAUAUCUUUUCUCCGAUGAGUUCCUCCAGUCUCUUCACCCCCUGAGUGGCCACCUUAGAGCAGCUUUGCGGAGAGAUGAUGACCUCUGUGGUUUUAUACCAGCAUCUGUUGUAGCUGUCUGUGAUGCAAAACUAAGUAAUCUAUGUAAAUUACUUAACCCUAAGGCGGAAGCAAAUCCUUUCUUGGCUGUGUCAUUUGUCAUGACGGCAGCUACAAGAUUGGCUGGGUCUGUUGUUACCACCAAGGGGCAGCUUUCAAUUCAGAAACAACAUUCAUACUCUCCAGAGAUCAUAGAGGCAUUAGAUAUCAUAAACUCUGACAAUCCAGAUACCAUAAGUGUUGAAGCUGUAUAUAUUCCAUCAUCUCUAGAUAAGCUUGUUCAGCCAGUGAGUCUUACUGUAUCAUCAGCUGGGUAUUACCUGGAUGCUAUAGCACAAAAACUUGGUGUGGCAGAUGCCAAUAAGGUGCUGCUUUCCAGGACUAUUGGUAAAGCUUCUUCUGACACUCGAGUAUACUUUGUUGCUCCUGAAUCAUCUGGUUUAAGUCUGUCAGAAAAUCUUGUAAAUUUGGAAUGUCAAUUUGAAGGAUCUCUUAACCCAAGGGCAAGUUACAUCUGCAGUCAAGUUAUAUAUGGUGAUGCAAUUAUGGCAUCGAUCGGCUACACAUGGAGAUCUAAAGAUCUUUUCCAUGAAGAUUUAUCCAUGCCAUCAUAUUACAGGAUGUUUAUAAGCAAGAUGCCAAGUGGUAAUUACAAGUUGUCCAGAGAAGCAAUACUUACUGCAGAAUUGCCUUCAGUAUUUACCACAAAAUCAAACUGGAGAGGUUCCUUCCCUAGGGAAAUAUUAUGCUCGUUCUGCCGGCAGCACCGACUAUCUGAACCUGUUUUCUCCUCUGUAAGUCUACCUUUAAAAGCAUCAAGUUCGUCAAGACCACAAAAGCCGGUGAAUGUUGCAGAGCCUGUUGAACAGAAGCAAGCGUAUUCAAAUGGAACAGGCACUGCUACUGAUGAUUUAGAGUCACUGGAAUCUAGAAGUGUUUUUAGAUGCAAAGUAAAAAUUACUUCCAAAUGUCGGGAUUUGAUCAUCGAAUGUUCACCUAAGGAAAUAUAUAAGAAGCAGAAUGAUUCAGUCCAUAAUGCUUCUUUGAAAAUUCUCUCAUGGUUGAAUGGAUAUUUUAAGGACCCUGGAAUGCCCGUGGAAAAGCUAAACCAUUCCGCAAGUGUUUUGGACAUCCAAUUUUGUCCUGAAAAUUUCUUUAAGGAGUUUUCAUUAUGUCCAUCUGUUCAUACUCUUCAGCAUGAGGGGAAACAAGAAGGCACAUUGCCAGAAGCAAUAAGUGUGAAUGUGCCGUAUGCUUCCCUAGGACAAAAUGUUUUCUCUUUCAACAUAGAGGGCUCAGAUUCUGGAGUCUGUCCAUCAAAUGGAUCUUUAUUAUGCAUAAGUUACUUUGUAUCUUUGGUGUCAGAAGGCAAACACACGAAAGAACUUCUUGAGAGCAAUGCUGAGUUUGAGUUUGAGAUGGGGACUGGGGCUGUGAUUUCUCCUCUUGAAACAGUUCUGGCACAGAUGUCAGUUGGUCAGUCUGCUUUUUUCAGUAUGGACUUGCCCCCUCAUGAAUUUAUCUUAGCUGCAGCUAAUGACCACGAGAAGAUUGUUUCAUCAUUAUCAUCAAAAGCUUGCUGCUUGGAAUACUCCACAACCUUGUUGAGUGUAACAGAACCCCCAGAAGAAAGAAUGGAGCAGGCUCUUUUUAGCCCCCCUCUUUCCAAGCAACGGGUAGAAUAUGCCCUGCAGCAUAUAAAAAAAUCUUGUGCUACUACUUUGGUCGACUUUGGGUGUGGCUCUGGAAGUUUAUUGGAUUCUUUAUUAGAUUACUCAACUUCUUUGGAAAAAGUUGUCGGUGUAGACAUAUCACAGAAGAGUUUAAGCCGUGCUGCGAAGAUACUUCAUACAAAACUAAGCAGCACGAAUUCAGAUUCAGGCAUCAAAUCUGCUGUUCUUUAUGGCGGUUCCAUCAUAGAUUUUGACUCUCGAUUAUGUGGAUUUGAUAUAGGCACUUGCCUAGAGGUAAUUGAGCAUAUGGAGGAGGAGCAAGCCUGUCUGUUUGGCAAUGUUGCACUUGGUUAUUUUCAUCCCAAGAUUCUUAUCGUCUCUACUCCGAACUACGAAUAUAAUGUGAUUCUCCAAAGAUCUAGUCUCACAAACCAAGAAGAAGAUCCAGAUGAGAAGACGGAGUCGCAAUCUUGUAAAUUUCGCAACCAUGAUCACAGAUUUGAGUGGACUAGAGAGCAGUUCAAUAGCUGGGCAACUGAAUUAGCCAGACAACACAAUUAUAAUGUUGAGUUCAGUGGAGUUGGUGGUUCUGCAGAUGUGGAACCAGGGUUUGCCUCUCAGAUUGCCGUCUUUACGAGGGAGAUCCUACCUCAAGAAGAUGAUCUUUCAGAGAAUAAUAAGUCUGAAAAUAAUUGCAAAGUUGUAUGGGAGUGGAACAGAUUUGAUACAUCAGAUCCUCCUUGAUAAAUAGUCAACACUUGAGCUUUUUGUGAGGCACAAUUGCUACAUUUGUACUAUAGUUUAUUGCAGCAAUAGGCUAGACUGAUACUUGCACAAAAUUUUGAGAUAGGAAAACAAUUUUGGAGAAUGAAAAUGGCUAAGUGCCAAUUUGCCCCCUGAA
Messenger RNA from Ricinus communis (castor bean), 3319 nucleotides. RefSeq names its product small RNA 2'-O-methyltransferase. The transcript is spliced from 10 exons. Gene Ontology annotation, biological process: piRNA processing; siRNA processing; RNA methylation. The coding region runs from base 304 to 3162 and encodes 952 amino acids. The record is from RefSeq and is a predicted model, not a curated record. Gene Ontology annotation, molecular function: peptidyl-prolyl cis-trans isomerase activity; RNA methyltransferase activity; O-methyltransferase activity. Gene Ontology annotation, cellular component: nucleus; cytoplasm. Lineage: Eukaryota; Viridiplantae; Streptophyta; Magnoliopsida; Malpighiales; Euphorbiaceae.